ACAAGUAUUCAUAAAACUUCACUUAUAUUUGAAAUUGAACCAAAGCAGUUUCGUAAUUGGAGUUUAAAAAAAAAAGAAUUGAUUCUUGCACGUUCACAUAUUCACUGGCUAAAUACUGGCUCUUACCCAAAGUAUUCUGAACUAGAAGUUGAAUUGAGUAGUUGGAUACAUGCAUUGUGA
Molecule: messenger RNA, 180 nt
Organism: Dentiscutata erythropus
Lineage: Eukaryota; Fungi; Glomeromycota; Glomeromycetes; Diversisporales; Gigasporaceae
Source: the annotation of a GenBank genome assembly